AUGGAGACAGCAGCAGCAAGUCUCGUAGUCGAGAACGUGGCAUCGGCCAGAGAUUUGACCGAGUGUCUGAAACGGUGCAACUCGAUGACAACGCUGCCGGUGGGCGCGGGGCGUCCCCAUCACGUCCACGAAUUCGAGAUGGCCUACAUCAAGCUCCACUUCUUGAAGUCCUGGCUCGGGGCCGUGGGAGUCACCGUGUAUGCAACCGCCGCGGCCUCGCCGGGCGACCAGCGCGCGGCCCUGAGGUCGCAGUGGAACAGCCAGAAAGAGGUGGUGAGCGCAAGGCUGGACGGCAUCCGCGGGCUGCUGCGCGACCCAACGAAGCUCCGCGAGCAAUACGGCUUCGAGGUCGCCGUGCCUGCUUCCCGGGAAGUAGAAGACGAGACGAUGCAGGCCAUCGAGCCCGCGAGCCCCGCGCGCACUUCUUCUGCUGCCUCGUCGUCGCAGCCGCCACGGUCGUCGCCAGCAGCGGCGUGGUCGCUGCCCGAGCGCCACAAGGUUGUCAGCGCCCGCCUCGCGCAGCUCGACCACUAUGUGGCUCUGCUCGAGGCGCUGCUUCAGCAGCUGGACACGGCCAACGAGGCGCGUCAGGUCGUCGAGAUGAUCCAGCGGGCGAACCGGGCGUUUCCCGACGCCGCGAACUUGGACGUGUUGCUUGAAGCUUCCACCCCAACAAACUCACACAGCUUCCCCGCGGCCACUACAGAUGGCGCCACAGGCCCGCCCGGGGCUAGUGCGCAGCUGAGGCUAGCAAGCCAUUCUUACAGACGAAACCGGCUUAAGGAGCAGGCCCAGGCCAUCCUGGGAGACAUUGGCUUCACGGAUGAAAACGCCGCCAGGAGCGAUUACAGAGAGAACGAACUCAUUGGCAGUGCGCAGGCCGUCUUGGGCAACGUGGAUGGCGCCUUUGCGUCCACUUUUUUCCGUAAAGCCGCCGCGGAUUUAGAGACCAGCUAA
This is a messenger RNA of Fonsecaea multimorphosa CBS 102226, 957 nucleotides long. RefSeq lists its product as uncharacterized. NCBI's taxonomy places the organism in Eukaryota, Fungi, Ascomycota, Eurotiomycetes, Chaetothyriales, Herpotrichiellaceae. The record is from RefSeq and is a predicted model, not a curated record. The transcript has a single exon. The coding region runs from base 1 to 957 and encodes 318 amino acids.